CAAUGAAAUUUAUGGCGGUUAACUUGUUUUGGCUUGACAGACCGAAACUUAUUAUUAAGUAUAAAACAAUGGCCUCGUAAUGACAAGACGUUAUGCGGAAACGAAACAGUUGUUUAGCUACCAUGAGAUUGGGAUAAACUAAACUAUGGACGAUUAUUUUCGAUGGACGCCGAGAGAGUACAGCGACAGAAGGGAUAGCAUUAUGAAACAGACGCUUAUCGAUGACGAAUUAAUGAUGGAUAGAUGGCUAAAAGAAAAUCAAUUUUGCAACGAGGACUAUAUUUUUGAAGAGAGACCUGGAUACUUUGAUCGUUAUCAGGAUGAGAUAUAUCAAAUACAACAAGAAUUGUAUGAAAAGGAAACACAAAUGCAGAAAAUGCAACAUCUGUACGAAGGAAAUAUCGAUGACUUGGAAAGGCAGAUGGACGAACUUUGGACUGAAAAUGCUGUUUUGGUUGAAGCGAAGAAAAGGCUAGAAAGAAAACUAGAUAGAUACGAUCUGGAUUUCAAAGACCAAUUGAAGAUUGGUGAUAAAUUAAGGCAACGUUUAAACGACGAGGCCAGUAAAAGAGAACAUAUAAACGUUUUGCUGACAACGGAACAAACAAAAAACAGACAUCUAAGAUUUGAAAAUUCUCGGUUAAAAGCUUUAGUUGGUCGGAACAAGAAUGAUGAAUGGCGUGUUACAAAUCAGACAAAAAAAGUAGAAGAAGAAAAUCAAACAUUAAAGCAUGAGAUCUUCAAUUUAAAGCUAGAAGCGGCCGCUCUUCGCAAGACGCUUAUUACACCACAACAACGAUGUGACCGCAUGACUAAAGGAAGAGAAGGGAAUGAGCGUGAUGAGUGGGAACAAAAGAGUGAACUCUUUCAAGCAGUAAUUAAAGAGUUAAAAAUUCAGAUGUCGUCACUCAUUCGAGAGAAAUACUCUCUCCAAGACGAGUUAAAUAGAAAAGGCGCUGAGCUAUCCCGCAGUUUUGAGAAGGAAAUUCAUGCCCUACAACAAAAAAUAACAACGUAUCAACAUAACGAAAUAUCAAGUUUAAAACAAAACCAAGAGAAUGAAUUGGCUCUUUCUCAAUUAAAGCGGCAGCUUAUUUCAUGUGAGCAAGAAAAUAGAUUAGCACUUGAAAAAAUACAAAAACAAGAAGAGGAGAUCAGAUUGUUGAAAAAAGAAAAAGAAAAACUGAUACAAGACAACCGAUGUCAACGCACUUACCACAAGGAAACGACAAUGUAUUCCCACAAUGAAACUGAGAGACGGGAGCUGGAAAUACAGAGGCACAAACAAGCAUUGGAAAGUGCUCAACAAACUCAACGUGUGAUGAAAUUAGAGCAACGCUCCAAGCAAGCCGAAGACAAACUUUCCGUGGUUAACGAACAACUUCAUAUUGAAAGGUCAAGAAACGAUAAGUUAUCUAAGGUAAGAAACCAAAAUGCGGAGACAUCUGAGAAGCUUCGCGCAUUAAAAAACGAACUUGAAAGCGAAAAAUCUAGAAACACCAUCUUAUCAAAGAAAAUAAUCCAGUACGAAAAGAAUGCUGAACAUCAAAGCGAGUUCAACAGCGAAAUGAAAAAUGAACUAUCAAGAAACACAAUGAUAUCAAUGGAAAGAACCAAAUACGAAGAUACAGCAGAAACUCUUCAGGAAGUGACUAAAGAACUGGAAAGUGAAAAAACUAGAAACGCCAUGUUAUUAAAAGAAAGUAACCAGUACAAGAAACAAAUUGAAAAACUGAAAAAAGCACAAGUUGAUUUGUCACAAAGUUAUAACCUGCUCAACAAAGAAAAUAGACAAGGGCAAGAUAUCAGAAUUGCGACUGAACACAAUCAGCAAUUAAAACGAAACCUGUCUGAUCUUGAUAGGUCAAAGCAAAACAUGAUUGGAGAAAUUGGUUCCUUAAAAGAUGAAGUCAAAAAAUUAACAGAUGCACUCGAAGAAAAGGAUAGAGAUAUAAGUAUGCUAAAAAAUGAACUUCAGAUGAAUUAUCAUGAGAUUGAAGAUAAGCAGGGUGAAUUAGACUUCAUAAAAGAGACAAAUGUAAAGAAUGAACGGUUGGUAUCUGAUCUACAAACCGAAAUAAACCAGUAUAAAAGAAUACUGAAAGGAACCAGUCCCGACUCAGAUAAGUUCACCAAUACGAUUUCACAACUAGAACGUGAAGUGGAAGGGUAUAAAAACGAACUGAAAAAAGCUCGAGAGGAAAUUAAACAUGCGACUGACAAAAACCAACAGAUGAAUCAAAAUAUUUCUGACCUUCAACUAUCUGAACACGCAUGGAAUGAGAAAAUGGAUUCUCUAAACGAUCAAUUCAAAGAUUUGACGAAGGAAAAAGAUAAUGAUAUAAGUAGGCUUGAAAUUAAACUUCAACGGAAAUGUCAAAAGAUUGAAAAUGCAAUGGCUGAAGUCGCCUUAGUAAAAGAACAAAAUGAAAAGAAUGAACAACUGGUCGCUGAUUUAAAAAUCGAACGCGACCAAUAUAAAGCUAACUUGGAAGACCAAGACUCGAAUUCAGCGGAAAUUAACAAUAUUAUUACAACUUUAAGACGUAAAGUGGAGACAUAUGAGAGAGAACUCAAACAGGCACGGGAAGAAAUAAGAAAUGCGACUGAUAAAUCUCGACAGAUGGAUCAAAAGAUUUCAGCUAUUAAGAAUUCUGAACAAUCGUUGAUUGAUGAACGAGAUUCUUUUAAAGAUAAAGUCAUAGAGUUAACAACUAUUCUCAAAACAAGAGACAGGGAAAUGCGGGAGCUGGAAACUGAAAUGGCCGAAUUUUCCUCGAUUAAAGAGAAAAAUAUAAAGUUAGAAAAUGACAAAAGUUGCCAUUCAGCUGAAAUGUCCAGAACAAUUUCAAACUUAAAACGUGAGAUGGAAAAUAUUCAGAGAGAACUCAAACAGGCCCGUGAGGAAACAAGAAAGUCUGCAUUACAGUUGAAAUCUGUAAAUGACGAACAUGGAAAUUGCCAAAAUCGGAUUGCGUCUCUACGUAAAGAAAAUGAAAGAUUGCGAAGCAUGCCUAUGUACAAAAGCGACCAGACAAAACGUUCCGAAGCGGUACUUAGUCAGAGAGAACAGGAACUAAGCAUUGCUUUGGAAAAAUCACAACGCGAGCUCCGUGAAGUUCAGCAUGAGCUUGAUGAUACAAAGACAAGGUUAAGCAAGGUGAUGGGUCAGAAACUGACGGAUAACAAUCCUAAUAUUGCCGACCUCAGCGAUAAGAAUCGACCUACAAAACUGGCUGAGCGCUACUCGGAGUUGUAUGACAACCAAUGGACAGACGCCUUCGAAGUCGUUAACAAACAGUUACAAGACGAGAAGUCUACAAUUGACUCACUUAUUGAUAUUUUAAUGAAUGCUGCCAAAUUCUGUCGAGGAGAAGCUAUGAAACAACUGGAGGAAAUACAAGGAAUUCUGCUACCAAAAAAGGUUGGAUUGGCGUUACCGUCACUUGUUUACAAAAACCUUAAGGAUUGUCGAAAGGCAUUGGGAGAUCUAACUGGUUCAGCUGUUUAUGAGAAAUAUAUGGAAGAAAAUGCAAGACUCCGUCUGAGGUCUCUACAACAAGAUGUAAAACCCUUCGCCAAAGAGUGCAUUGAACUGUGUUGGCUGAUGAGCAUCCAAGAUCCACCCGUUACUAUUGAGCCCGUGGUACAGCGCGGCACAAAAUUCGACACGGACUUCUACAAGGCGUACACAAGUAGUGGUCCUCUCGUUGAUUACGUGGUCUGGCCCGCCCUGUGUCUCCACGAGAAAGGUCCACUUCUCUGCAAAGGCAUUGCUCAGGGAUACGGUGGGAAGAAGACAAAGUACUAUGAAAGAGAAAAUAAAGAGUAUUUGCUGACUAAGAAACAAAAAGAGAACAAGUACCUAAAAAAUGAAAUUUCUCGGUUAAAUGCAUUAGAUAGCCGGUUCAGAAAUCGCACAAAUCAGACGAAACGAGUAGAAGGAAGAAAUCAAACAUUGCAACAUGAGAUCAUUGAUUUAAAGCUUGAAAGGGCCGCCUUACGAAAGGAACUUAAUACACUAAAUCGACGAUGUGACCGCAUGAGUAAAGGUCUAGAACGGUCUGACACAAGUGUCCACACACAUGAAACUGGUGGCAUUAAUUCGCCUAAAACGACACACAAGAAAAAAUCACCACAGCCAGAACACAACAAAGAGGAUGAAUUGUCUAGAUCUAGAUUAAAGCAACAGCUCAUUUUAUGUCAUCAUGAACAGAGUUUGAUACUUGAAAAAAAUCAAGAACAAGAAGAUAAAAUCGCAUUGUUAAAAGAGGAAAAUAAGAAACUGGUUCAAGACAACCAAAAUGAACGCUCUCACCACAAGGAAAUGACUGUGCAUUUAAACCAUGAAAAAGAGAAAUGGACGCAAGAAAAACAAGCUCAUUAUUUAAUGAUUCACGAGUUAGAACUGCGUAUCAAGCAAGCCGAAGAAAAUAUUGCGGAAAAACUGAUUGUGAUGCAAAAGAGACUAGAAAGCGAAAGAUCUAGAAACACAAUAUUAUCGAAAGAAAGAAAUCAAUACAAGAAACAAGUUGAAAAACUUAAAACAGCUGAGAUUGAUUUGUCACAUUAUCAUGCCAUACUCAGACAAGAAAUUAAACACUCGGAAGAUUUAAGAAUAGCGACCGAAAACAUUCAGCAGUUAGAACGAAACCUGUCUGAUCUUAAUAGGUCUAAAGAAGACAUGACUGGAGAAAUUGUUUCUUUAAACGAUAAACUCACAAAGUUUACAGAUACCAUCGAAAGAAAAGAUAGAAAUAUAAGUAAGCUACAAAGUGAGCUUCAGGGGAAAAAUCAAGAGAUUGAAGAUAUACAGGGUGAACUCACCUUAAUCAAGGAGACAAAUAAAAGGAAUGAACGCUUGGUAUCUGAUCUUCACAUCAAAAUGAGCCAUUAUAAAAGAAAAUUGAAAGAAACAAGUCCUGACUUAGGUAAAUUAACAAAUACCAUUUCACACCUAGAACAUGAAGUUGAAGGAUAUAAAAACGAACUGAAAAUGGACCGCGAAAAAAUGAAACAUGAAAAUGAUACAAGCCAGCAGACGAAGCAAAAUGACCUUAAACUAUCUGAACACGCAUGGCAAAAGAAAAUUGAUUCUCUAAACGAUCAAAUCAGAGAGUUGACAACGAGUAAAGACCUUGAUAUAAGUAAGCUUGAAACUGAACUUAGAAAGAAGUGUCAAGAGAUUGAAAAUACAAUGACUGAAGUCGCUUUAAUAAAAGAACAAAAUAAAAAGAAUGAACAACUGGUAACUGACUUACAAAUUGAACUGAACCGAUGUAAAGACAAUGACUCUGAAUCGAAAGACAAGGACUUUAAUUUAGCUAACAUAAACAACACAAUUUCAAUCUUAAGACUUCAAGUGGAAACAUAUGAGAACGAACUAAAACAGACACGGGAAGAAAUAAGCAAUGCGACUGCGAACAUUCAAAGGAUGGAAAGAAAGUUUUCCGCUAUCAAAAACUCUGAACAAUUGUUAAUUGUCGAAAGAGAUUCUUUAAAUGAUAAAGUGAAAGAGUUAAAAACUAUUCUUAAAAGGAAAGACACUGAAAUACAACAGAUAGAAACUAAAAUGGAUGAACUUUCCUUGAUUAAAGAGAAAAAUGUAAAAUUUGAACAACUCGUUACUGGUUUACAAAUUGAAAUAAAAGAAUGUAAAAAUGACAAAAGUUCCCAUUCAGCUGAAAUGACCAGAAUUAUUUCAAACCUAAAAUGUGAAGUGGAAAGAUAUCAGAGUAAACUCAAACAGGCCAGUGAGGAAACAAGAAAGUAUGCUUUACAAUUUAAAACGGUAACUGACGAACAUGAAAAUUGCCAAACUCGGAUCGCGUCUCUAAGUAAGGAAAAUGAAAAGUUGCGAAGCAUGUCAUUGUACAAAGGUGAACAGAUAAGACGUUCAGAAGCGAUACCUAGUCAGAGAGAACAAGAACUUAGCCAUGCUUUGGAACACGCUCGACGCGAGCUACGUGAGGUGCAGCAUGAACUGGAUGACACAAAAACAAGAUUAAGUAAAGUGAUGGGUCAGAAACUGACUGACAACAAUCCUAAUAUUGCGGACCUCAGCGAUAAGAAUCGACCUACAAAACUGGCCGAGCGUUACUCGGAGUUGUAUGACAACCAAUGGACAGAUGCCUUCGAGGUCGUUAACAAACAGUUACAAGACGAGAAGUCUACAAUUGACUCACUAAUUGAUAUAUUAAUGAAUGCUGCCAAAUUCUGUCGAGUUGAAGCUAUGAAACAACUGGAAGAAAUACAAGGAAUUCUGCUAUCUAAAAAGGUUGGAUCGGCGUUGCCUUCGCUUGUUUACAAGAACCUAAAGGAUUGUCGAAAAGCAUUGGGAGAUCAAACUGGUACAGCUGUGUAUGAGAAAUACAUGGAAGAAAAUGCACGCCGCCUUCCGAGGUCUCAACACCAAGACGUAAAACCUUUCGUAAAGGAGUGCAUUGAGCUGUGUUGGCUUAUGAGCAUCCAAGACCCACCCGUUGUUAUUGGACCCGAGGUACAACACGGCGCAAAAUUCGACACAGACUUCUACAAAGCAUACACCAGCAGUGGUCCUCUUCUUGACUACGUGGUAUGGCCCGCCCUGUGUCUCCACGAGAAAGGUCCACUACUCAGUAAAGGCAUUGCACAGGGUUACGGUGGGAUGAAGACAAAGAAGUAGGGAAUUCGCCUGUGUUACGUUUACAUUAUCAUGUAUUUUUGCGUAAUAAUGAUUAUGAUGGGUGCAAAGGUCUUAAUGAUCAUUGAAACGUUAUUGUGCAUUUGAGUGUUUAAAUUCGUACACACAUAUUUUGUCAUAUAUCCACAAAAGGUUCCGUCCAGUAAAUUUUCCGGCAACUUUUCAGUCUAUCAUUUACUUUUCUUUAAAUUUAUUAGAUUUACACUUUAAAAUGUAUACAUUUGGUGUAUUUCUGUACUUUAACCUUUACUUCUUUUCAAAUGAUUAUUAAGGAAUGGGACUUUUAUAAAAUUCAAUUUGGAUAAGUAGUUAACACUUUUACCGUUUAGCUGACAGUAAAAAAAGUAGUAGAUCUUGACAAUCACAAAUGGUUUGCUGAGGCAUCUGAUUAAAGAAGUGGUGGCAAUGUAUAUGACUACUCUGUUAUUAUAGAAGUGAUAUCAAGCGACUACUCCAUGCGUGUUAGUUGUGAUGCAACUCUUUUCAACUUUAUAUUAUCGCUAUUGUGUGAGAAAAAGUGGAUAAUUGACAAAUACUCGACCCUUGCAUUUAACAACCAUAACUUUGCUGCACAGCAUAUUGGGCAUGGCAAUAACAAUGUUAAUUAGCUCCAGUUUCGUUUCAAGGAGAUUAAUUGGAUCAUUUACUGUAUGUAUUUGCUUAAUAAAUGUGUUUUUUAUCAAUUUGUUUUGUUAUGUGCAAGAAAAUGGUGACAACAAAGAGAAAGCUGUUUAGGAAGAGAUUACAUUACGUUAAG
Molecule: messenger RNA, 7439 nt
Organism: Mya arenaria
Lineage: Eukaryota; Metazoa; Mollusca; Bivalvia; Myida; Myidae
Product: myosin-11-like
Exons: 12
Coding region: 146-6664 (2172 amino acids)
Source: RefSeq, a predicted model, not a curated record